AUGGGUUAUGAAGCCCUCAGCUUUCUGGAUGAUAGUGAGUAUCUCCAGAUCCAGCUCCAGUUCCUUGACCUGGUCUGCAAGGAACUGCACCUGGCUAGACUUCCCAUAGAUGUCAUUGUCGGGGAGACAGUUGCAUUUACACUUGGGAAUACAUCCAAUGAUGCUGAAGGUGCAAAGUCCAUUGCCUCUAAAAGUACACAAAAGCAUAUGUUAAUCAAGAGCAACAGAAUGUCUGCCCUCAGCCAGUGGGUCAUGCAUGCAGGGAACUCCACAAUUCUGCGCUUCCCACUCUCCUCACCAGUCUCUUACUCCAAGCAGAAUAUUUGGGCUUGGCUGGGAAAUAUUUCUGAUCAACAUGAAGACCCCAAUUCCAGAGUCAAGAGGAGACCAAUUGUUAAAACUGGGAAAUUUAAGAAAAUGUUUGGAUGGGGUGAUUUUUAUUCAAACAUCAAAACUGUGAAGUUAAACCUCCUCAUCACAGGAAAAAUCGUAGACCAUGGAAAUGGUACAUUUAGUGUGUAUUUCCGCCAUAAUUCUACUGGCCAGGGAAACAUAUCAGUUAGCCUUGUGCCACCCACAAAAGCUGUCGAAUUUGACCUGGCUCAACAAACAGCGAUUGAUGCCAAAGAUUCUAAAAUAUUUAACUGCCGCAUUGAAUAUGAAAAGAUUGACAGAGCAAAGAAGACUGCACUGUGUAAUUAUGACCCAUCCAAAACCUGCUACCAGGAACAGACCCAAAGCCACGUGUCCUGGAUUUGUUCCAAGCCCUUUAAAGUCAUAUGCAUCUAUAUUUCAUUUUACAGCAUGGAUUACAGGCUGGUACAGAAAGUGUGUCCUGACUAUAAUUACCACAGUGACACUCCCUACUUUCCCUCUGGUUGA
Messenger RNA from Hypanus sabinus (Atlantic stingray), 882 nucleotides. Its product is annotated as neurexophilin-1-like. Lineage: Eukaryota; Metazoa; Chordata; Chondrichthyes; Myliobatiformes; Dasyatidae. The transcript has 2 exons. Bases 1 to 882 code for a protein of 293 amino acids. The record is from RefSeq and is a predicted model, not a curated record. Gene Ontology annotation, molecular function: signaling receptor binding.